Lactuca sativa (garden lettuce) is the source of this 2000-nucleotide messenger RNA. Its product is annotated as serine/threonine-protein kinase PBS1. The record is from RefSeq and is a predicted model, not a curated record. NCBI's taxonomy places the organism in Eukaryota, Viridiplantae, Streptophyta, Magnoliopsida, Asterales, Asteraceae. Gene Ontology annotation, molecular function: ATP binding; protein kinase activity. Gene Ontology annotation, biological process: protein phosphorylation.
AAAUAGUGUAAACUAAAAGCUGGAAUCUCACAGGAAGACUCACAAGCCGGCUUUCUUUCUAAACACACGCUAUCUAUCAGUUAUCUCUUUAGUCUUAAAACAAAUAUUUUAUAGUUUCUCCCUACAAAAUAGCGUUUCGUUUCUACCUCACCCUGUUAUGCUAUCUUCAUUCCUUGAUUUUAUCCAAUUUUGAUCAUUUAUAUUAAGAACUAGAAUUUUUUUUUGAUAUGGGGUUUUGAUUUUAUUCGUGUUGUUAGAUUAAGUUGAGUUGUUAUGCAUUUGGUAUCUCGAACUUAACGAUUUGAUUGAAAAAGUCCCCUUUUCAUUUUUAUUUUUGGGGAAAAAGGAAACAGUUUUUGUAAAAGAUUAAUGGGUUGCUUUCCUUGUUUUGAUUCGAGGGAAGAGGAGAAACUGAAUCCUCAGAAAGUUAGGGCUGAUCGUCAUGAAGUCCACCCAUCUGCGCCUACAAACAUAUCCAGAUUAUCUUCCGGGGUUGAUAGACUCAAGUCUAGAAACAAUAAUGUAAGCCUACGGAGGGAGUCAUCAGGGCCUAAAGAUUCACCAGAUGCUCAAAUUGCUGCUCAAACCUUCACUUUCCGUGAACUUGCAGCUGCAACAAACAAUUUCAGGCCCGAUUGCUUCUUAGGGGAGGGAGGCUUUGGCUGUGUAUAUAGAGGGCAUCUUCAGGGUAGUGGUCAGGUUGUAGCUGUUAAACAACUGGAUAGAAACGGAGUCCAAGGUAACCGUGAAUUUCUAGUGGAAGUUCUUAUGCUGAGCCUUUUACAUCAUCCGAAUCUGGUGAAUUUGAUUGGUUACUGUGCGGAUGGUGAGCAGAGACUUCUUGUUUAUGAAUUCAUGGCGUUGGGAUCAUUAGAAGAUCACCUUCAUGAUGUUCCGGCUGAUAGAGAAGCAUUGGAUUGGAACACGCGAAUGAAGAUAGCUGCAGGAGCAGCGAAAGGUUUGGAGUUUCUUCAUGACAAAGCCAACCCUCCCGUGAUUUACAGGGACUUCAAGUCGUCCAACAUUUUGCUGGACCAGGGAUUUCAGCCGAAGCUCUCUGAUUUUGGGCUGGCCAAACUGGGCCCCACCGGAGACAAAUCUCAUGUCUCCACGCGGGUCAUGGGCACAUACGGUUAUUGUGCUCCAGAGUAUGCCAUGACCGGUCAACUCACGGUCAAAUCCGACGUCUACAGCUUCGGUGUCGUAUUUUUAGAGCUUAUCACCGGUCGCAAGGCCAUCGACAGCACUCAACCACACGGACAACAGAACCUCGUCACAUGGGCCCGGCCUUUGUUCAAUGACAGAAGAAAGUUCACAUCAUUGGUGGACCCACGGCUGGAGGGUCGAUACCCAAUGAGGGGGCUGUAUCAGGCUCUUGCGGUUGCAUCCAUGUGCAUUCAAGAACAGGCUGCUGCUCGCCCUCUUAUUGGAGAUGUUGUCACUGCUUUGUCUUAUCUUGCAAACCAACACCAGGGCUAUGAUCAACCCAGGCCUAAACCUGAAACAAAUGCAAGGAUUUUAUCAACUAAUACUGAAGAACAACAGGCUGGAGCCUCAGGGCGUAGCAGAUGGGAUUUGGCUUUGGAAGUUGGAUCAGAGAAAGAAGAAUCUCCUAAGGAAUCUGCAAAGAUGCUGAAUAGAGAAAGGGCUGUUGCUGAAGCAAAGAUGUGGGUGGAAAAAAGAAGGCAAACUGCUCAAGCUGCCUUCGAUGCCAACAAUUGACAAUGCCUACUAUUAUUGCCUAUUGCCUAGUACUAGUAGUAUCUUUAUAUGUACUACUACUACAAACUGCUAUAUACUUUUUUAAAAACCUCAUAUUCCAUCCUGUCAUUCCCGACAUUGGCAGUAAUAUUGUAUAAUUUAGUGAUCACAACAAUGAGUGCGAAAUUCCUGGAAAAAAAAAAUACAAGAAACAGAAAUCAAACAAAAAUUAGGUUGGAUUGUCAUGGAUUUCUUGAUUUUCUUAAAAGGAGUACAAAACAGUUAUGGUUUUGUCUUAA